UCAUCCAGGAUGAAUACACAUCGUUGGUAAGAUCCGGGUUUUGGACAGGAUGAACGCCAAUUUCCAAGAUGGCUGCGGAGGGAGGAGGGAAGGAGAUGAACGAAAUUAAAACUCAAUUCACCACUCGGGAAGGUGUCUAUAAACUCCUCACUCACUCCGAAUAUAGCCGCCCUAACAGGGUGCCUUUUAAUUCACAGGGCUCAAAUCCGGUAAAAGUCUCAUUCGUGAACGUGAACGACCAGUCAGGCAACGGCGACAGAAUCUGUUUCAAUGUGGGCCGGGAACUGUACUUUUACAUCUACAAAGGCGUAAGAAAGGCUGCUGACCUGAGCAAGCCCAUAGACAAGAGGAUCUACAAAGGAACGCAGCCCACGUGUCAUGACUUCAACCCCCUCACGGCCACGGCGGAGAGCGUCUCCCUGCUGGUGGGCUUCUCGGCUGGCCAGGUGCAGCUCAUCGACCCCAUCAAGAAGGAGACCAGCAAGCUCUUCAAUGAGGAGAGACUCAUAGACAAGUCUGGUGUGACGUGUGUGCGGUGGGUCCCUGGCUCAGAGAGCCUCUUCCUGGUGUCUCACUCCAGCGGCAGCCUGUACCUGUACAACGUAGAGCACACCUGUGGCACCACACCACCCCACUACCAGCUCCUCAAACAGGGCGAUGGCUACGCCGUGCACACCUGCAAGAGCAAGUCGGCCCGCAACCCCUUACUGCGCUGGACAGUGGGUGAGGGGGCGCUGAACGAGUUCGCCUUCUCCCCCGAUGGGAAGUUCCUGGCGUGCGCCAGUCAGGACGGCUUCCUGCGUGUGUUCGGCUUUGACGCGGCCGAGCUGCAUGGCACCAUGAAGAGCUACUUCGGUGGACUACUGUGUGUGUGCUGGAGUCCAGACGGACGCUACAUAGUGGCUGGGGGGGAGGAUGACCUGGUGACAGUCUGGUCCUUCUCAGACUGCAGGGUGAUUGCCAGGGGCCACGGCCACAAGUCGUGGGUGAGCGUAGUGGCGUUCGACCACUGUACGACCAGUGUGGAGGACAGCGACCCGCCCGCAGAGUUCAGCGGAAGCGAUGAGGAGUUCCACGAGCAGAUCCAUUUUGCAGGUGGGCGGGACCGGGCCAACAGCUCCCAAUCACAUCUCUCCAAGAGGAACUCUACAGACGGCAGGCCGGUCAGCGUGACCUAUCGCUUCGGCUCAGUGGGACAGGACACCCAGCUGUGUCUGUGGGACCUGACUGAGGACAUAUUGUUCCCCCACCUGCCCCUGUCACGCACCAGAACUCACACAAACGUUAUGAGUGCCACCAGCCCCCCAGCUACUGGGUCGGCCACUAAUACUACUACUACUAUUACUACUACUACUACUAACACACCUGGCACCAAUGGCAACAACACCGUGAGCAGUAGCAGUGGUAACAGUGGCGCCCUCUCUAACUCAGUCCCCGCUCCCCUGCCGCGCUCCAACAGCCUGCCGCACUCCACUGGCCCCGCAGGGGGCAGCACCACGCCUAACAGCCACAUGAGCAGCAAAGGAAGCAGCAUCAUCGACAGCGCCUUCAUCGCCACCGGGGUUAGCAAGUUUGCCACGCUAUCGCUGCACGACACGCGCAAGGAGCGCCACGAGAAGGACCACAAACGCAACCACAGCAUGGGCCACAUCAGCAGCAAGAGCAGUGACAAGCUCAACCAACUGAGCUCUGCGGCGCGGACAGCCAAGGCGGAUGCCGCUAAGACUCUGGGCACGCUGCUGUGCCCGCGCAUGGAGGAGGUUCCUCUGCUGGAGCCACUGGUGUGUAAGAAGAUCGCUCAUGAGAGACUCACUGUGUUAAUCUUCCUGGAGGACUGUCUGGUCACAGCCUGCCAGGAGGGCUUCAUUUGCACAUGGGCCAGGCCCGGGAAAGUGGUGAGUCUAGACCCCUAGCCUCUACCCCUUUCAGCACUAUGCCAGGCCUGGGAAAAUGGGCUUACUGCCAUCUCAGAACCCGACCAACUCUCCUAGUGGGACUGUAGUAUAGCCCUGGUGCUAGUGCUGCUAAACUAAACCGAGCUCCACCAGACGACAGAUGGGACAGGAUGACCUGGCCACGCCUCGCCAUAGCCCAUUAGUGCUGUUCUUCACUCUCACACCUUCACCACCACUGAAAGUCUCUUUUUGUUCAGUUCGUCUUUAGAUAGGAUAUAUAGCUUAUGUGGGCCAGUGAGGGUAGGUGGAGAGGCCCACAGUCUGAAAGGGGUGUAAAGGAUCAUGCAGAAAGCUUGAAAUGGUCUAUGAGCAUUGAAACUGUUGUUCAGGGACAGGAUGCUGGCAGAACUGUGUUUUAUUUGUUUCCACCUCUGUUCCCCCUCAACCUUCUCUAGUCCGCUCCAGAAACAAACCCUGGAAGAGCUCGGGCUUGUUUUCAGACUCUCUAAAUAGCUUAGCCCGGUCCAGAAACACAACCCCUAGCCACUACUACUUCUGACAUUUUGUGUAGAUCUGAAAUACUUGGAUAGGUUUAAUCAAUAUGGUAGGAGCCACAUUUCUUCCCCUAUCCAGUCCUCAGAUCUACCUGAGUACCUAAGGGUUAGGGGCUGUUUAGGGACUGGUGCUAUCUCUUCUCACUAGUCCCUCAUCCCUGACUAACCCUGGUGAAGUUUGAUCUCAUGUUCACAGCAAAGGGAGAACCGAGGAGUUAGCUUCCUUUAACUACAAGAAGAAAAUAAACUGUUUUUUAUUUAAAUCGGAACAUCACACCUUGAGUAUUUUGCACUGAUUAUUUUGUUUCUUUCUGUUCUGUGUUCAUUUUUAAUUCAUAAUUAUAAUGGGACAAAAACAAGAUAUUUGAAGACAGCCUUUGGAUGCACUUGGGUUGAUGUGAGGUAUCUCUGUCUGGACGCUGCAAUCAUAGGGGUUUAAAGAAGGAAAAAAAUGAGAAUUGUUUGCACUUAAUAGUUAGAGAAUGGCUUUACAAUUUUGGAGUGUGCAAGGACUCCCCUGACAAGGCUGUUAAACAUAUAAAUAGAAUGAAAACCUUUUUAUAUCUAUUGAACAUUUAUUUUAAUAUUAUUUCAGAUUUAAAAAUGGGCUCUGUAUUAUAUGUAAAUAUUGUACUUUGAUGAUUUAUGGGUGAAUUUAUUAUUACACCAGUUGGAAGUUCUUCAUUUCAGAAAAUAGUGAUAUUUCUAAUGCAGAAAAAUAUAUACAUAAUAAUAUUAAAAAUUCAUCUUGAAUAUG
Messenger RNA from Oncorhynchus kisutch (coho salmon), 3206 nucleotides. RefSeq names its product WD repeat-containing protein 20. The transcript has 4 exons. Lineage: Eukaryota; Metazoa; Chordata; Actinopteri; Salmoniformes; Salmonidae. The record is from RefSeq and is a predicted model, not a curated record. Gene Ontology annotation, molecular function: protein binding. Bases 69 to 1913 code for a protein of 614 amino acids.